GUGGACGACGAGACGGUUCUGGAAGGGGGAAGCGGAGUCUGAUAAUCGUAUAAAUUUUUAAGAAGGGAGGGUUACGUGCAAAUUCGUAGUUGCACUGAAAAUCGCUUUCUAUUUCUUUCCCAUCAUCGCAAUAUAAACCCCUAGGCUGCAAAAUGGUUGUGAUCCAACCGGAAGAAACUGAGACUGAACGGAAAGUCGUGAAUCCCUCUGAAUCUGCAAAAACUGCAAAAUCGUCAGCUUCAUCCCAUGUCGAUGACCAUAAAGAAGCUUCCGAUGGCUUUGAAACCGCUAGCGACACCGAGCUCGGCAGCGACGCAGAGGAUACGCAUAAUGAACGGGGACAACAACAUCAAGAUCAGGAGGUUGGGAUUCCUCCGGGCACUGAGUCUUCCGAAGAGGCAUCACACGACGAGGAAUUGAAACAGCAGAAAGCAUUGGCUCAAGCGAAUGAUGCAAAAUUAGAAGGAAAUAAGCUAUUUGGGGAUGCGCGAUUUGAGGAGGCAUUAUCAAAGUAUGAACUUGCUUUACAAAUUGCCCCAGACAUGCCUUCAUCUGUUGAAGUACGCUCAAUAUGCCAUUCAAAUCGUGCUGUAUGCUUUAUGAAAUUGGGGAAAUAUGAGGACACAAUCAAAGAGUGCACUAAGGCAUUGGAACUCAAUCCUGCAUAUCUGAAAGCUCUGGUGAGAAGAGGCGAGGCACAUGAAAAACUUGAGCAUUUUGAAGAGGCCAUUGCUGAUAUGAAAAAGAUCAUAGAAAUUGAUCCCUCAAAUGAUCAAGCUAGGAGAACCAUCCGGAGAUUGGAACCCCUGGCAGCAGAAAAGCGGGAAAAGAUGAAGGAAGAAAUGAUCGGUAAGCUGAAAGACAUGGGCAAUUCUUUGUUGGGCCGCUUUGGGAUGAGCGUUGACAACUUUAAAGCUGUUCAAGAUCCGAACACUGGUUCCUAUUCCAUCUCAUUCCAACGCUAAGCUUUUCUGAGCAAUGAGCUGUAGAAGUUGCUGGCUUGAAUAUUGCAGUGGGGGGCUCUAUUGGGCAUGAGAUCAUUGGCACAAUACAAAUGUUAGCGAAGUGGGUGAACGUCACUUAUAUUUAUAUCUGCUUCGUUUGUGAAUUGGUUGAUUGAUUUCUAAAUUACGAUGUCAAAGGAUUGUCAUGGAUAUGUCUUUUACUCUCUUCUCUGACGUGCUAUAUUUCUCAUGGUUUACGAGCACCUGAGUUUAUUUUAUGGAAUGAAUAUCAUGUUGAGAGUUCAUAAUGAUAUUUUUUUUUUCUUUUU
Messenger RNA from Neltuma alba, 1273 nucleotides. RefSeq names its product tetratricopeptide repeat protein 1. The transcript is spliced from 5 exons. Bases 153 to 965 code for a protein of 270 amino acids. The record is from RefSeq and is a predicted model, not a curated record. NCBI's taxonomy places the organism in Eukaryota, Viridiplantae, Streptophyta, Magnoliopsida, Fabales, Fabaceae. Gene Ontology annotation, molecular function: protein binding.